Molecule: messenger RNA, 5342 nt
Organism: Motacilla alba alba
Lineage: Eukaryota; Metazoa; Chordata; Aves; Passeriformes; Motacillidae
Gene: HOXA3
Product: homeobox A3
Exons: 5
Coding region: 3015-4256 (413 amino acids)
Biological process (GO): regulation of transcription by RNA polymerase II
Cellular component (GO): nucleus
Molecular function (GO): RNA polymerase II cis-regulatory region sequence-specific DNA binding; DNA-binding transcription factor activity, RNA polymerase II-specific
Source: RefSeq, a predicted model, not a curated record
CUCUGUCUUCAGCAAGGGAAGGAGAGCUCUCUUGCUCCCAUCUGUGUGUCUAAAAGCCAACUUCGGCGUUGCCGUAUUUUGAAAUGGGCCAAAAUGUGCCUCAAAAAUAAAAUCCAAGCUUUAAUCGCAGCUAAAUUACUUGGCAGCCUUUCCUCUGAUUUAUGACCCAGUUUGGAUGCAUAUUGACCCAGUUAAAACACUCAUAAAUAAUACAGUGCUGCUCUAGAGUAAAAGAAAGCAAGUAGAGUUCUGGAGGAAAGGGGGAUUUCGGAGAGUUGUGUAAAUAACUUCAGUCUGUUGAGCAAAUAGCAAAGAGUGCGUUGCCUCUCUAGUGUUAGAAAAUAUAAACAACAAUUUAGAUUGACCACGGCUUGCUUCGAUUGUCCAGUCCUUCUCUAAUUCAGCUGAUAUCCCCUUCUAACUCUCUAACGACUUGGACAAGCACCACUUCCAGGACUGGCCCCCUUCUCCCUCAACUCCCUGCCUUGCUAUUUCAUCUCUGAGAGAUCCCCCAGAAGCAGCCCUGAAUUAUGGUGCUGCCUGCUUCCAUUUCGGGGCAUCCAAGGACAAGGCGCUUUACAGGCAUUAUUUUAUUCGGAAAAUAGUAAUUCGGGGGAGGUGGGGGGAGGGAGGGGAGGGAGUGCCACAGAGUGGGACUCUACGGGGAGAAAAGGCAGGUCAUUUCUGACUCAGAAAUCAGCCCCAAACACUGCCCGUCCCCCCCCGAGCUGAGCCCUAUCUCUCUCCGUGGAAUGGAGCAGAAAGAAAAUAUUCGGCCUCUGGGAGGGAAAGGCAGAUAAAAGCAGCGGGGAUCUGUGCGUUGGGACACUUAUCCCGACAUCAUAGGAGACAUAAAAAAAAAAUAAUCAUCUUCUCAUGUUUAAAAUUACCUCUUUGGGGAGAGGGGGGGCGUGGGGAAAUAGGACUAAUUGGAAAAAUCUCAUAAAAUACUUUUUGCAGGCAGUAAGAUGAAUGGAAGAAACGCUUCCUUAUUCCUAUGAACCACUUCGGUUCUCACGAUUAAAGUCCUUACAUAUCCUUCCAUUUAAAAAAGAGAAACUCCUCCCGCUUCCCUUUCCCCGUUCUUAAAUACAGACAUUUAGUCAGAAAAUCCCGCUGGAGAUGGCUCCCAAGUCGAAACGCGCUCUUAGGAAUAGCUCCCCCGGCUUUCGGCGGGGCCCCCCAAACCGGCAGGCUCCCCGGUGUCCGCAGGUUUCGGCAGUCCCCGUCUUUUCUCUCCCUGUCCAAGUCCUCCUCGCCAGUCCGGGGGGCUCCGUCGGGGCGCAGCGCUGCCUCUCAGUAUUUGGCCGGGCAAGUGGGCGAAUGGCAGAUCAGCAGUUUCAGAAGAAAGUGUGGGGUUGAUUAUUGACUAAAAAGACUUUUUUUUUUUUUUUUUUUUCUUCUUCCAAAGCAACAUUCACAGGAUUGUUUGAAGCAAAACGCAUACGAAGGAUUUUUGCCUCUUCUCUCCUCCUACGCUGGCCGCUUCCCCUUUCAUGUGGUGCCUUCUCACUUAUGCCAUAAGGAGCAAGUGUUUUCUGUUUUAGUGCUCUGUUUACAGCUUUGGUGCACGAAGUCAUAAAUCUUGCAUAGCCAUAAAUGACAAAAACCAUUGGUAUGCGUAAGAGGCCACCCCAGCCUUAUAGUGUUUUUUAUUUCUCGCUUCCCCCUCGCUUUGUUUGUGUUUAAAGAUGACGCUGGGUUCCCUCGUGCUUUAAACGGACUAGUUAUAUUUAUAAUGCCUUAAUUAACGAAGUAACGUCAAAUUUACACCUAGAUUUUAUUCGCAGGCUCCGCUUAAUGCUCGGAGCCCAGAGCCCCGUUACCGUCUGCCAGGCGGGCAGGAUCCGCAACUUAGUUUAAGUUCUCGUUUGCGCGGUCGCUGCCGUAUUUCUGGUGCAGGAAACUGGGGGGACACCGCCGUCCCCAAACCCCGUGGCGCUGUGGAAAGAGGCCAGCGCCUCCCUCAGCUGCGCCGCGGAAAGAAGGCGAAGGCGAGCCGUGAGGCGCCGGGCCCGCGUCCACGCGAGGCUCCCACCCACGCGUCCCCACGGGGUGCUGCGGGCACCCCGACCCGUCUGUGCAGCACAUGUGCGUGCGUGAGCGCCUCUGUGCCCGUCCCGGGCGCUGGGGAGAUUUGAGGGGGGCAGGGGGGUGUCUGUGUGUACAUCUGUGUGUGUGUGCGCUCACGCAUGCAUGAGUUAAUAAUUAGUAACUCUAAUGAUUUCCAGCGUGGCUCUGAAAGCAUUGCCCAGAGCGGGGAUCCUGGUGGGCUUCGGUUGGCUCUCCGGACCCAGCCCCGGCUCUCCGGGCUUUGCUCCCCUCCGCGGGACUCAGCCGGGGCUGUGCGGGGCUCCCGGCCGUGGGGAGCGGCGGAGGGGCUAUUCUGCAGCUGCCCCCCAAGCCCACCGACGGCCGAAGCUCCAAUAAUAUUUUGCCUUCCAAGUAAAGUUGCCUAUUGUCUGCAGGCCGGCAGCUACGGGAGCAGAGCACCCCGCAUCCUCGCUCCGCGCUGCCCGUCCUGCCAGCGCCACAAAACUUCGCAGCGGCCGAAGGAAGGUGAAAUAUUGGGUGUCGCGGUCAUGAAAGGCGGGUGCCUUUGUGAAAUCACCGCUGGCUGAUUGUUUCCUCCUUCUCCUCUGGUAGGAUCUGGCUGAUUCCACGAAAAGUUAGUGUCUUGAAAAUAACUGCUGAAAAAAACAAACCAACGACCGCCCCUGCUGGCCUCUCUGGAGGGGCUUUGAGCGGCGCCGGGCGCAGUUGAGGCCCGACCCACUCGCGAGUGGGAGGCAGGCUCGGGGGCUCCGUGGAACGGCCCCGGCCGCGCUCCAGGACCGAGAGGGAGCCGCUGCGGGCGGCAGGCGGGGCUCGCCCGGGCAGAAACCGCUGCUGCCAGGGUCUGCCCGGAGAGGCCAUUGGAGGAAGAGCGCCACGUGACAGAGGGGUGCCAAUGUUAUUCUCCAAGGGUGUCAAGACCCUGUCAGUUUGCGAAAUAAAUAUUGGGAAACAACGAAAUGCAAAAAGCGACCUACUACGACAGCUCUGCAAUCUAUGGUGCCUACCCCUACCAAGGAGCAAAUGGUUUCACUUAUAAUGCGAGUCAGCAGCAAUAUCCUCCAUCUUCAUCACUUGUGGAAACUGAGUACCACCGCCCUGCGUGCUCCCUCCAGUCCCCUGGCAGCUCUGUGUCCCACCACAAGGCCAAUGACAUCAGUGAGAGUUGCAUGAGGACCCUCCCCAGCCAGACUCUCCAGCCCCCCAGCCUCGCUGACCCACAGGCUCCACCGCAGCCGCCUCCAGCUCAGCAGUCACAACCUCCACCUCCGACCUCCACCUCACCAUCUCAAAAUGCCAGCAGCAACCCUGCCCCGGCCAACCCCACCAAGAGCCCAGCUCUUAACUCACCCACCGUGUCCAAACAAAUAUUCCCAUGGAUGAAAGAGUCUCGGCAAAACACAAAGCAGAAAAACAGCAGUUCCAGUUCAGGUGAGAGUUGUGCUGGUGAUAAAAGCCCUCCAGGGCAAGCAUCCUCUAAGCGAGCCCGUACAGCUUACACAAGUGCCCAGCUGGUAGAACUGGAAAAGGAGUUCCACUUCAAUAGGUACCUUUGCAGGCCACGAAGGGUAGAAAUGGCUAAUUUGCUCAAUCUCACAGAAAGACAGAUCAAAAUCUGGUUUCAAAACCGCAGAAUGAAAUACAAAAAGGAUCAAAAGGGAAAGGGUAUGAUGACCUCUUCAGGAGGACAGUCCCCAAGCAGAAGCCCCGUCCCUCCAGCUGCUGGGGGAUAUCUAAACUCUAUGCAUUCUUUAGUAAACAGUGUCCCCUACGAACCCCAGUCGCCUCCGCCGUUUAACAAGCCUCAUCAAAACACCUAUGGCAUCCCUGCAUCGUAUACUGCUCCUCUUAAUAAUUGCCCACCUCCUCAAAAGAGAUACACGGGGACAGCAGCUGUGACACCCGAAUAUGAUACUCAUCCUCUUCAAGGCAACGGUUAUGGGAAUCCACAUAUACAGGGAAGCCCCGUCUAUGUAGGGGGCAACUACGUGGAGACCAUGACCAAUUCUGGGCCUUCCAUCUUUGGUCUAACUCAUCUCCCUCAUCCUCCCUCUGCCAACAUGGACUACAGCGGGGCUGGGCCAAUGGCCAACAAUCACCACCAUGGACCUUGUGAUCCACAUCCAACAUACACAGACCUUACCGCUCACCAUCCUUCUCAGGGAAGAAUUCAGGAAGCGCCCAAACUCACUCAUCUGUAAGAGACGGGAGUCACUAAGAGGAACAGCAAGCCCCCAAGUUUUGGAAAGUACUCAUCCCUUCCCUUCUCUCUCCUCCCCCCGACAUGUGCCCUCCCCUUCCCUUCUCGUUUCUUUUGUUCGUUUUGGUUUGUUUUGUUUCCUUUCGUAAAAGCGUUUUCUAGUUUAUGUGACGUAGCAAUAUUUGUUGCUUGAAUUGCUCUAUAGUUUCACUAGUGGAUAUUUAUCUUCUUGAACUGUAGCCUUGUGUCUCACUUUGGGAGUAUGCAGAGGCUUUAUACUUUACCUUCUACACUUUUAUCAAAACAGGGUAUAUGAACAAAUUUUCUAUAAAAGGAAUUCUUAAAUGUGAAUUUGUUCGUACAUGAUUGAUCCCACGGGGAAGCAAUUUUUUUUAUUGCACUUCUUUUAAAGAGCAAGAAAGACAUCAAAAGCGCUUGGACAGGGACUUCCUGGACAAUUAUUGAUACGUGUAAGUCUUUCAAUGUGUGUAUGCUGGUGAACAUUCAGAUUUAUUUAUAUUUUUUUUUCGCAAACAUUGAAUAAUCUAAGUGUUUAAAAUUUUAUUUAUCCCCAUUUGUUCAUAUUUAUAUAUAUAUAAAAAAAUCUGUACCCUGAAUAUUCAGGAGGCCAUAUAUUAGAUGGCAUAUCGGCACGUGUUAGAAAUAUCAUUUGAAAGGAAACUAUUAACUCCUUUUAUUAAAAAUAGUGAUAAUAACGAUGAUGACGAUGCAAUAAAACCUGGGAAAAAAGAUCGCGGUUUCAAUACUUGAUGCUUGUAACAUCCAGCUAGGCAAAAAGUGUGUGAAGCUGAAAAGGCUAGAUUUGUUUUGAAAGUUAUACAUUCCUUGCUGCUCACGUUCUGGAAAAAAAAAAUAAAGUUUUUAUUCUGAAUAAUAAAGAGUUAAGGACAUGUUCUUCGCAGCGCAGGGGAAUGGAGAGCCCUUCAUGACGUGGGGAGCUGGGAAACUCGUCUGUAAAUUUACACGAGGGUCUGCUCACCCGAAGGGCCCUGCGAUGUUUUUUCAGCAUUUCAUAGGCAGGGAGAGAGAUUUUUCUUUCUCUCUCUCGUUUGUUUGUUUGUUUUUU